Pseudogymnoascus destructans is the source of this 947-nucleotide messenger RNA. RefSeq lists its product as uncharacterized. The transcript has a single exon. The coding region runs from base 65 to 397 and encodes 110 amino acids. The record is from RefSeq and is a predicted model, not a curated record. NCBI's taxonomy places the organism in Eukaryota, Fungi, Ascomycota, Leotiomycetes, Thelebolales, Thelebolaceae.
GCCGCCAACUCGCAUAUCUCGGCCCUCGCUAUGCCGCUCUCACUUGUCACGGAAAAACAACAGUAUGCCGAAACGACCGGCCAACUCCGCUCCAACGCGACCAGCUUCCAAUAUCAACAAGCUCAUCCCAAGCCUCCCUAGCAGCUUAGCAGCUUCCAUCCUCGGCGAAGCUCAUCUCCCAUUUAUCACCACUGUCUCCUCCCACUCGGCCAUCCGGGUAACAACACCCCCUUCCAAUCACCAGCACCAACACUCAUUCACCUCAAGCCACCAAAACCCUUCGCAUUCUCUCCAUCCCAGCACCUCCAGCCGCCUCUCUCUCUUAUCACCACUUGCUAUUGCACUUAUCUCCUCAACGCACACCCAUACCCAUACCCAUGCCCCUUAUCUGGGCUGAGACGAGCCGACGCAUGUGUUGGCCAGCCGCCUGGUCGUCUUAUCGCGCCAAACCUAACGCAACGGGGAGAUACUCGCCGUCGAACCGCGACCCACGCUGCACUCCAGGCCUGUCACCUCGGCUUGUGGAUACAGUCGUGCAGCUCUGGUGGAUCCCUCGUGUUUAAUCUCAGCGCAAUCCGCCAGGGGUUUCCAGCUUCUCUACCACUUCGCUCUGGGGUUGGUGGACAAAGAUAGUGAUUGUUGGAGGGUACGGAUUCCGCGUAGACAGGAGCGAAGGGUGUGCCGCUGCCAGUCAGUUGGGCGUCGUGAACGUUACAUGUGGCGCGCCCGUGGCCCGUCUCGACCUACGUAUUUGUGCGGUCAUGGCGGUUUGGGCGGAUGGGGGGACGCAUUGGGGAGGGGUAAGCUACAGAAAAGGGGCGAGAUAAGUGUCGGCGAGAGCAAGGAUGGUAUCUUACCGUAUCAUCUCAACUUCAGCGGGAUCAAUUAAUUGUAUAGACUUUAUUGAACUGUAUGUAUGUUGUGUGUCCACUGAGCCCCAUUGAGCC